Grus americana (Whooping crane) is the source of this 897-nucleotide messenger RNA. RefSeq names its product meteorin-like protein. Gene Ontology annotation, molecular function: hormone activity. Bases 1 to 897 code for a protein of 298 amino acids. The record is from RefSeq and is a predicted model, not a curated record. Lineage: Eukaryota; Metazoa; Chordata; Aves; Gruiformes; Gruidae. The transcript has 4 exons.
AUGGCCGCGGAGCGGGGCUCGCCCUGGCUCCCGGCGCUGCUGCGGCUGCUGCUGCUGGCGGGCGGCGGGCAGCGCCCGGGCACCGCCGAUUACUGCAGCUGGAGGGGCAGCGGUUUGAGCUGGGAGCCCCAUUCCCGCGCAGUGGAGCAGGUCCAUCUGCGCUGCACCGAGGGCUCCCUGGAAUGGAUGUACCCGGCACGAGCCCUGCGCGUCGUUCUGGAGCCUAACCUCUCCAGUGCCCGGCACACCACUGUCUGCAUCAAGCCCGCCAGUGACUUCCAGGGUGCCAGCAUCUACGUGGAACGUGCUGGGCAGCUGCAUCUGGUGGUAAGCGAGACAGAAGGGGCUCGACCCCACCACGUGUCUUGCUUCAGUGCCCACACACCGCAACGAGUGGCCCUCUUCCUGCAGGCCAGCCCGCAGAGGGACAUCAGCUGCCGGACGGCCAGCUUCCAGUACGAGCUGCUGAGCAACCAGAGCGCUGCUGGCCCAGACUUCAAAAAGAUGGCACUGGUCGAAGCUAUGUGCCGUCCUUGUGACAACGUGGAACUUCUUAUGGCCAUUUGCAGCAGUGAUUUUGUGGUGAAAGGAUCUAUCCGAAAUGUUUCCCACGAUUCAGAAAACCACGUGUCACAGGCUGAUGUCAGCGUCCAGAAAGUCUACAGGCAGAAAAACAGAAUUUUCCAGCAGGAUGAAGCAAGCGGUGAAUGGCGAGGUCCUAUACGAACCCUGCUGCAAUGCAAGGUGAAGAAGGGAGGUGGAGAUUUCCUUUUCACUGGAAACGAACAUUUUGGCGAAGCUUGGUUGGGCUGUGCUCCGCGAUUUAAAGAUUUCAUGUUCGUUUACCGUGCUGCCAGAGAAAGAGGAGCCAACCCAUGUGAGUUUCAGCUCAACUGA